This is a messenger RNA of Trypanosoma brucei brucei TREU927, 546 nucleotides long. RefSeq lists its product as hypothetical. Bases 1 to 546 code for a protein of 181 amino acids. Gene Ontology annotation, molecular function: zinc ion binding. The record is from RefSeq and is a predicted model, not a curated record. Gene Ontology annotation, biological process: double-strand break repair via homologous recombination. Gene Ontology annotation, cellular component: Shu complex. Lineage: Eukaryota; Euglenozoa; Kinetoplastea; Trypanosomatida; Trypanosomatidae. The transcript has a single exon.
AUGACGGCGCCUCUUUUCAGUGCGACCGAUGUUCCUGCGGUAGUCACUGAACUUGCACUAAAGAGGUAUGCGGAGUACCUUGUGCGGCGUCGCGAAAAACCUGAAGCAGCGGAAGGAAUAUCAGGCACUACACUUGAGGAAGCUCUGGCACCGCUGUAUUUGCUUCAUGGAAAUACAUUCACCUCCGCGAUUGGAAUUGCGAUCCAUGGGGCAGAGCACAUUUUGAGGUGUGUCGUGCGUCAAGCGGCAGAUAGCAAUGAAGAAGAGGGGAAGCAACAACAGCAUCAGGACAAUCAGGACGGUAAAUUCUCUACCAACAGAUGCGCGUACAUGGUGGGUGAUCACUGUAUUCUGUCUCUUUUCUACUGCAGCUGCAGGGCGUACGGUUACUCUUGCAUCAAGCGGCAGGAGGCAUCGACGUGCAAACAUCUACUUGCUUUGCGGAUAGCUCUAUUACUGGAGGAAAAUGGGCUUGCGACUGACUGCAUACGUGAAAAGAGGAUAACCACAGAGCAGUUUCAGGAAAUGGUGCAGAGGCUUCUAUGA